Molecule: messenger RNA, 3177 nt
Organism: Magnolia sinica
Lineage: Eukaryota; Viridiplantae; Streptophyta; Magnoliopsida; Magnoliales; Magnoliaceae
Product: probable cyclic nucleotide-gated ion channel 20, chloroplastic
Exons: 12
Coding region: 300-2432 (710 amino acids)
Biological process (GO): monoatomic ion transport; transmembrane transport
Cellular component (GO): membrane
Molecular function (GO): monoatomic ion channel activity
Source: RefSeq, a predicted model, not a curated record
CAUUUUUAGAAAAUGGGGGGAACUAUCGUAGGAAUCCGCGGCCCUACACGACUUUCAUCUACUUGAACUGACCCCCCCUUUGCGACAUAUUGCAUUCGUUCACUUCGAUAGAGAGAGAGAGGCCACGAUUUUUGCAAAUUCAAAUUGCUGGUUCUAGUGCUUGAGAAAUUGCUGGUGAUUCGAAUGAUGAGGUACCGAUGCUAUUGGAUACUUGUUCUCAACUAUCCAAUGAUUCCAUGGAUAUCCCAUUAAAAAGGUUUAACACUAAGCAUACUACUUGAAGUGUGUCAUGUGGGUCAAUGGCCGCUAGGAAUUCGAUGGGGCCCUAUGGAAGUGAAAAUAGCACUCUAUCUCAUACUAGUCCUUUGAAUGGCGGAAAACAGGCCCUGUCUAUGCUUGUGAAUGGUCCUUUAUCUAGCCAUAUGAAGCCUGGGAACUUUUCUCAGCCUAUGAAUGGGACAUUGGGUGGAAAAACAACGGCUGUCAAGGAAUGUGUUAUAGAAACGGGCCAAACGGACAUUGGGUGGAAGAACAACAACUUUGUUGGAAAGAAUGAGCAUUUAUUGAAGUCUGGGCAAUUGGGUAGAUGCAAUGAUCCUUUGUGCACCACAUGCCCAACAAAUUAUGAUUUCAAAGCAGCACAUAAGAAAUAUAACAAGGCUUCAGCUUUUGAAACUAAGUUACAUAAUGCACUUUAUGGGGAUGCCAAAGGCUGGGUGCAAAAAUCAUUUUCCUCUCUAAAAAGAAGUAUUCCCGGCAUCAUGAAUCCUCAUACCAAGGUUGUUCAACAAUGGAACAUUUUUUUGGUCCUUUCUUGCUUGGUGGCGAUUUUCAUGGAUCCAUUGCUUUUCUUCCUAUUGUCCGUGCAAGAGGAAAACAAGUGUAUUCAGUUUAAUUGGUCCUUUGCAAAUGCAAUUGUUGUUGUGAGAAGCUUUACUGAUUUCAUCUACCUACUUCACAUGCUGCUACAGUUUAGGUUGGCUUACUUUGCUCCUGAAUCAAGAGUGGUGGGUGUCAGAGAUUUAGUUGAUCACCCGAAAAAAAUUUCUCUUCAUUACCUGUCUGGCUACUUUCUACUUGAUAUUUUUGUUGUAUUACCACUAAAUCAGAUCAUGACAUUGGUGGUCUUCCCCAAGUACUUGGGAUCAUCAUCGGUGAAUCGUACAGAGAAUCUUAUACUUGCUCCGGUUGUUCUCCAGUAUAUUCUAAGGAUAAUAAGAUUUCUACCAUUGAUUGCGGGUCAAUCUGCUAGUGGCUUCAUAUUCAAGUCAGCAUUGAUAAACGUUGUCAUUAAUCUUCUGAUAUUCGUAGUGGCCCCGCAUGUCGUGGGAUCGUUUUGGUAUCGAUUUGGAGUACAGAGGAUAUAUCGGUGCCUUCGAGAUGCCUGCUCCAUAGAUGAUAUUGAAGGUUGUAAAAGAUUCUUAGACUGCAGGCAUGGGGAAAAUAUCCGAGACUUCAAUUCAUCACAUGCUUAUGCUUGGAUGUUGUGGCAAAACAGCACUACGACAAAUGAUUGCUUUGAUACCGAUCAUGGUAGUUUCUCUUAUGGAAUUUAUGAGCAAGUCGUUGUUGUUUCCACAGAGAAAAGUAUUGUUACAAGAUAUAUGUACUCUUUAUUUUGGGGUUUCCAGCAAAUCAGUACUCUAGCAGGAAACCUAGUGCCCAGCGACUUUGUUGGGGAAGUUCUAUUCACUAUGGGCAUUGUUGGACUUGGCCUGUUUCUUUUUGCUUUACUCAUCGGAAAUAUGCAGAAUUUUCUCCAAUCCCUUGGACGGAGGAGGCUAGAAAUGCAACUGAGGUGUCGUGAUGUAGAACGGUGGAUGAGGCAUCGGCGGUUGCCGGAAAACUUAAGACGGCAAGUACGGCAAUCUGAAAGGUUUAACUGGGCUGCCUAUCGUGGUGUAAAUGAAGAAGCACUAUUGGAGAAUUUACCAGAGGAUCUACAAAGAGAAAUACGCCGCCACCUCUUUAAAUUUCUCGAGAAGGUGCAUAUUUUCAGAGAGAUGAAGCCUCACAUCUUAAAUGCUAUCUGUGAAAGAUCGAAGCAAAAACUGUAUCCAGGAGGAAGCAAAAUACUAGAUCAAGGACAUCCAAUUGACAAGAUCGUUUUCAUUGCUUGGGGAACAAUGGAGAGCGUUGGAGGAUAUGGAAAUCCAAUCCCCUUGUCAGCAGGUGACGUUUGUGGGGAGGAGUUACUCGCAUGGUAUCAUGGGCAUUCUUCACUGAGUAAAAAUGGAAAGCAAAUCAGGUCGUCGGGACAGCGGUUAAUUUCUAGCAGGACUGUGAAGUGUUUAACAAAUGUGGAAGCUUUUGUGCUGCGAGCCGAUGAUCUGGAAGAAAUCACUGCCACUUUUGCACGGUUCUUGCGGAGCCCACGUGUUCAAGGGACCAUAAGGUUAUACAUAACAUCAUCUCAUACAGUUUUAGGAUAGCACUAGAAAAUCAUGUAGCCAAUAGUGGGCCAUGCUUAUGAGGACUGUUUUUGGGCCAUGAUGGACCUGAAAGACCAAUUAUAGCCUUACAGGAUCAAGGCGGGCCACCUUUCAGUAAGCAGUUGAGUUGUUGGGCCAUACAUUAUCCCCUAUCAGAUAAUCCUAGCCAUCCAAAGAAAAUUGACAAUUACAACCAACAAUCCACACUUAUCAAUUGCCAAUCAGGCAGUUAGGAUCAUCAUCCGCGGGGCCCAACAUAUGAAUAAUCUGUAAUAAUUGUUAUGCCUCUUUUGCAAGAACGAAUCUCCAUAUAGAGAGAAAUUGCAGCAACUUGCAUUCAACUAGCAUGGAGAUACCGGAAGAAGCGUUUGAGCCGAGGAGCAAGCGGUCAACCUCAACCAGAUAAUCCCACCAGGUAAUAACCUUCCUAGUAAUUUGUGGAUGUAGUAUCCUAUUUUCCAUGGAAAAAAAUGUAUGUAAUUGUAUUAUUGAUCUCAAUGAUUGGCCCCUUUAUAAGGGGCCCACAUAUCUGUAAUGAAUGCUGGACGUUUAUCAAAUCCCACUCAGUUGUAUCUAUGCAAGUUUUCGUCUCUCUUAUGGUUGUACAUACCACAAAAACAUCGACGUAGAUCAAUGGUUGAUUUAUUUCCAAGGGUCGCCUGUUCUGAUUGAAACAAAUUGUAUUUUUCUGUUCUGGGCAAUAGAGGUGGGACCAAACUAUUGGUAACCCACACUUGGUCUUGGA